AUGGGUCUCGCCCAAGAAGCCCACAACGUCCGGGUCAUCGGGUCGGGUCCACAGACCGUAGUCCUGGCUCACGGGUUCGGCACGGACCAGUCGGUGUGGAAGUACUUGGUGCCCCACCUGGUGGAGGAUUACCGGGUCGUGCUGUUUGACAUUAUGGGCGCAGGCACGACCAAUCCGACUUACUUUAACUUCGAGAGGUAUUCGAGCCUCGAAGGGUACGCCGGCGACGUCAUCGCCAUCUUGGAGGAGCUUCAGAUAAGCUCGUGCGUUUAUGUGGGGCACUCCGUGUCAGCCAUGAUCGGAGUCAUUGCCUCCGUCACCAGGCCCGAUCUUUUUACCAAGCUUGUCACAGUCGCCGGCUCUCCUAGGUACCUGAACGACCCGGACUACUUCGGAGGAUUCGACCUGGACGAGCUCCACGAGUUGUUCGAGGCCAUGAAGGAGAACUACAAAGCAUGGUGCUCGGGUUUCGCCCCGCUGUGUGUCGGGGCCGACAUGGAGUCGCUCGCUGUCCAGGAAUUCAGCCGAACCCUCUUCAACAUGAGGCCCGACAUCGCCCUCAGCAUUCUCCAGACCAUAUUCUACAGCGACGUGCGGCCUCUCCUUCCACACGUGACCGUCCCCUGCCACAUCAUCCAGAGCGUAAAGGACUUAGCCGUGCCAGUUGCCGUGUCCGAGUACAUCCACCAGAGCCUCGGAGGGGAGUCCAUUCUUGAGGUCAUGGCCACUGAAGGCCAUCUGCCGCAGCUCAGCUCACCGGAUGUUGUGGUCCCCGUCCUCCUCAGGCACAUACGCUACGCCAUUGCACGCCCAAAUUGA
Striga hermonthica is the source of this 819-nucleotide messenger RNA. NCBI's taxonomy places the organism in Eukaryota, Viridiplantae, Streptophyta, Magnoliopsida, Lamiales, Orobanchaceae. The record is from the annotation of a GenBank genome assembly.